Messenger RNA from Mizuhopecten yessoensis (Yesso scallop), 2479 nucleotides. RefSeq names its product beta-xylosidase/alpha-L-arabinofuranosidase 1-like. The record is from RefSeq and is a predicted model, not a curated record. Gene Ontology annotation, cellular component: plant-type cell wall. NCBI's taxonomy places the organism in Eukaryota, Metazoa, Mollusca, Bivalvia, Pectinida, Pectinidae. Gene Ontology annotation, molecular function: xylan 1,4-beta-xylosidase activity; alpha-L-arabinofuranosidase activity. Gene Ontology annotation, biological process: arabinan catabolic process; xylan catabolic process. The transcript has 11 exons. Bases 52 to 2271 code for a protein of 739 amino acids.
GGGUACGCUAUCACGUGGUGUUUAUGUCAUGUGACUUUAAGUCAGAACAAAAUGGCGGAUGUUUACUGUUUCUCAGUGUUUUCCCUACUUUCAGUUUGUUCGAUGCGAGUCAUUUCAGCGGAUUACCCAUUCCGAAACACGUCUCUGUCCUAUGACGAACGAGUAAGAGAUUUGGUUAAUAGACUUAAUGUAUCUGAACUCAUACUUCAAAUGUCGAAGGGCGGAGGAGGGAAUCUCGGUGGACCGGCACCACCGAUCCCCCGACUGGGUAUUGGCCCUUUCCAGUGGGAUAGCGAGUGUCUGAGGGGGGAUGUGGGCGCAGGCAAUGCGACAUCGUUCCCGCAGUCAAUUGGACUGGCGGCUUCUUUUAAUCCAGAGCUACUUUAUGAAGUGUCUGAGGCCACUGCUGUAGAAGUACGAGCUAAGUACAACAGUUUCCGUAGAAACAACCAUUACACUGAUCACACUGGUCUCAACUGCUUCAGUCCUGUCAUCAAUAUCAUGAGACACCCUCUGUGGGGACGAAAUCAAGAAACAUAUGGUGAGGACCCUUACCUGUCUGGCUUGCUUGCCCAGGCUUUUGUCCACGGUCUACAGGGCCAACAUUCCAAGUACAGACAUGCCAAUGUUGUUUGUAAACACUUUGCAGCAUACAGUGGGCCAGAGAAUCGGCCAAUCUCACGUCUUCGCUUCGAUGCUGAGGUAAAGGAGCGUGACCUUCGGCUGACCUUUCUGCCCCAGUUUGAGGCCUGUGUGAAGGCUGGGGCUGGGGGCAUCAUGUGCAGCUACAACAGCGUUAAUGGUGUACCAUCCUGCACCAAUAAGAAGCUGUUGACGGACAUUUUGAGGAAGGAGUGGGGAUUUGAGGGGUUUGUGGUCAGUGAUGCGGGAGCUGUGCAGUUCAUCAUGCUUGAUCACAUGUAUUACCCUGAUGCCAUGACUACUGCUGUAGGAUGUGCUGAAGCUGGUCUCAACCUGGAACUCUCUCCAAGUGGAUUUAUCUACAGGACACAAAUCUUCAGUUAUCUUUUCAAGGCUCUAAAGAUGGGCUUGAUUACCAAGCAGCUGCUGGUUGACAGGGUUAAACCGUUAUUUAUGACCAGAAUGAGGCUGGGAGAGUUUGAUCCACCUGCAAUGAACCCUGACAAUAAACUUAACCUGUCUGUCAUCCAAAGCCCGGAACACAGAGAAUUGGCCAUUAAGGCGGCUACGCAGUCUUUUGUUUUAUUGAAAAACACCAAGGGUUUCCUACCAAUCAGAACACAGCUAACAACGAUAGCAAUUGUAGGUCCUAUGGCUGACAACCCAUCACAAUUGAUGGGUGACUAUUCUCCUGACGUAGAUCCAAGGUUUAUGACAACACCAAGACGUGGCUUAUCUCCCCUUGCUGUGAAAUCUUUGUAUAUAGCAGGUUGUAAUGACAUUGCCUGUGACAGAUAUGACCAGUCAGGGGUCAAGGCCACAGUUUCUGAGGCAGAAGUUACAAUUGUUUGUCUGGGAACAGGAAAAGCAUUGGAGACCGAGACAAUGGACCGUCCUGACAUGUCGCUACCUAUCGGCCAGAUCCAGCUUCUCAAGGAUGCUGUACACUAUGGAAGAGGGAAGGUGGUGCUGCUGCUGUUCAGUGCUGGGCCGGUCGACGUGCGAUUCGCCCAGACAUCUCCAGAGGUAGUGGCCAUCAUACAAUGCUUCUUCCCAGCCCAGGCAACAGGUAUUGCUCUCUACAAUGUCCUCACCUUCGCCACACCAGACAGUAAUCCCUCAGGCAGGCUGCCAUAUACUUGGUACUCAGAUAUGAGCCAGGUUGCCUCCAUGACAGACUACAGUAUGACCAAUAUGACAUACAGGUAUUUCUCUGGGAACCCGCUGUAUCCCUAUGGCUAUGGCCUGUCCUACACAGUCUUCAAAUACAGCCAGCUGAUUAUCUCACCAGUCAAGGUCAAGGUCGGGAGGAAUGUCACAGUAACAUUCAAUGUCACCAACACUGGGAAAUACGAAGGAGCAGAGGUUUCCCAGGUAUACAUAUCGUGGCAGAGUGGGACUGACAUGCCUCAGCACCAGCUAGUGGGGACUAGAAGGCCGCACUUGAUUCCAGGCCAGACUACACCCUGUAGUGUCACUAUCAUUGCCCAGCAAACAGCAGUGUGGGAUGGGAGAGGCCUAGUAGAUAAACCAGGUGUUAUAACUGUUAACGUCGGUGGUCAGCUGCCAGGACAAAAGACAAUGGUGCCGUCCAACAUUCUAACAGGACACUUUACAGUAUACAGCUGAUGAUGUCAUACUGGGUUAAAAUGACACAGUAUACAGCUGAGGAUGUCAUACUGGGUUAUUGUGACAUGGUAUACAGCUGAGGAUGUCAUACUGGGUUAUAAUGACACCGUAUACAGCUAAGGUUGUCAUACUGGGCUAUAAUGACACAGUAUACAGCUAAGGUUGUCAUACUGGCUUAUUGUGACAUGGUAUAUAGCUGAGGAUGUCA